UUUCAGUGCUGUUUUACUCAUGUACUGAGUGGUAUAUGAUUGGGUUUGUCCCCUAGUUGAAUAUUUUCGAUGGUGCUCUGGUAAUUUGCCUAUUGCCCUUGCUUGAGUUAGUUCAGCCAUUGAAGCUGACUUCUUAGGGAAGAAGUCUAGAAAAUUCUGGUCUCUGAUUCUGAGCAUUUCAAGUCGAACCCUCUUUUUUCUUUUUUUUUCUUUUUUUUUUCUUUUUUCUUUUUACUUUUUUUUAAAUGUAUCUAAAUUGUUCUAGCAUGGAAAUACCUAAAAUGUUAUCAGCCUGGGAGUUAGCAAUGUCUAAAAUAUGCGCCACUGCAUCGUGAUUUUGUUCUGCUGGCUGUAUCAUAUACUCAGAUUGAUUCCAUCAGCCUUAUCAGAGUUACUGGAAAUUUACACUGUACAAAAACAAAACUAAACCUGAUCAUCUCUUCUCUUGCUGUAAGCACUGUUGUAACUUGUAAAUUGAUGCUUCAAAGCAUCAAUCCAAUUUUAUAAGAACAGCACUGCAGUCAUUUAUGGGUCUGCUAGGAAGAAAAAGCCUGGCUUUUUUCCUGGCUGGACUGGGUGGGGCAUUAUACAUCACAGUAUGUGUAAGUAGAGAACAACAAACCAACACAUGGCACUGAAGCUGACAGCAGUUUGUGUACAUGUUUUUAAAAAUAACCCCAGCAAAUGGAAGGAACACCAAAUAGAACAUUUUCCCAGGAACUGUCUAGAAGAAAACGCUGGUGUUGGACGUUUCUUCUACCUAUAUUCAAAAUUAAAUUCACCAGUCUGUUGUUGCCUUCAAGAUCAGAGGGGCUUCUGGUACUUGGUGCGUAAGGGGAUUAAGCGUAUCUUCUCUGCAGUAUUUGUCCCACUUUGUAUCCUAACAGAAGCACUGUGUGUCUGAGCCCAGAAGAUGGUGAAAUCCACCCUGAAAUCUGUAGAUUGUAUAUCCAGUUGCAAUGUUGCUUAGAAAUGUACACAACAGAAAUGCUGAAGUCCAUAUGUCUGCUAGGAUCACUGCAGUUUCAUCGGAAAGGAAAAGAACCUUGUGGGCCACCCAAGAUCUUAGAUGCUAAAGUGGAGGAGAGUUCUGAAGUACCUAUUUUAGAAGACAUGUCAUUAUCACCAACAGAUAUCCAACAGCAUCUAUGGCAGGUUUCCACAGAUAUUGAAAACACUGAAAGAGAUAUGAGAGAAAUGAAAAACCUUUUAAGUAAACUCAGGGAGACUAUGCCUUUACCACUGAAAAAUCAAGAUGAUAGCAGCCUCCUAAACUUGACACCCUAUCCACUGGUAAGAAGACGGAAGCGAAGAUUCUUUGGAUUGUGUUGUCUUGUCUCAAGUUAGAAGAUUAGGCACAGAAGCACCAAGGAAAUCAUGACUUUGAUUAUUUGACCACUGAAAAGAUAAAAGUGGCUAAUCUUGAUUAUAAAGUAUAUUUUCUACAGUAGGCUAUUCAUUUUUGUCUUCUGCUCCAUCCCCCUUUUCAAAUGAGAAUUUUAAUACUUUCAAAUUAUGGUGGUCAAAAAAUGGCUGUGGAAUAGAUCUAGCAUAUUUAAAACUUUUUAAAGUAUGUUUUGCAUGCUUACUUUCAAUCACUCAAAGAAGACACAUGAAUUAUGAUUCUUAUAUAAUUUUAGAGGGUUUUUUUAAAUGUUUGAGCUGCAGCUAAAAGUUUGUGUGUAGUACAGUACUCUUACUAGUGUCAUAUUAAAAUCAUACUCUUAGCAGUCUUUAAGCAUAGGAGAACAUUUGAUCAUUUUCUCACAGUCUUUAAGCGUAGGAAACUAUUCAAGAGCAAAACUAUUAAAGUUCUAAGACAUUCAACCAAUAUUGUAACAAUUUGUACAAAAUAUCCAGUUGCUUUUUUUGUGCUGUCAUUCAUAUUUAGUCUUCCACUGUAUCUCAACUUCAAAGCUUUAUAGAAAGAUAUCUUAAUUUAUGAUAAAAAUCAUAUAUAAAAAUAGGUAGGACUUGUAAAUACAGAGAAAUCAUAAUAUCUAUAAACUGUACAAUGCUUAGAAGCAACAAAUUUCCUUUUCAGGCAAUAGUAUAUCUACAAGCUUUUGGAAAAAAUAAAUAAUUUAUUAAAAGAAGGUGUAUUAAAAUAAACAAUGUAAAACACAACGCCAACCCAUUUUGUUGCCAGUAAAAUUCAAAGCAUGGUGUCUGCAUAUCAAGUAUUGAUCUUAUAAGGCAUGCCAAAAUUAUCUCAGACUGUAAGAUACUAAACGUUUUACAUUGUUAAUAAAGUUUUUUAUUUAAAUUAAA
Molecule: messenger RNA, 2271 nt
Organism: Serinus canaria (Common canary)
Lineage: Eukaryota; Metazoa; Chordata; Aves; Passeriformes; Fringillidae
Gene: RGS7BP
Product: regulator of G protein signaling 7 binding protein
Exons: 6
Coding region: 973-1347 (124 amino acids)
Biological process (GO): G protein-coupled receptor signaling pathway
Cellular component (GO): neuron projection; nucleus; postsynapse
Source: RefSeq, a predicted model, not a curated record